Truncatella angustata is the source of this 1698-nucleotide messenger RNA. RefSeq lists its product as uncharacterized. NCBI's taxonomy places the organism in Eukaryota, Fungi, Ascomycota, Sordariomycetes, Amphisphaeriales, Sporocadaceae. The record is from RefSeq and is a predicted model, not a curated record. The transcript is spliced from 4 exons. The coding region runs from base 1 to 1698 and encodes 565 amino acids.
AUGCACCCUGCACCCAGUCUAGCAGAGCUCUUGAAGUCGGAUGAUCCCCGCCCCCAGCCUCACCAACAACAAGAGUCCAGUCAAUCACUGGAGCAACAUCAAAUCCAGCAGGCUCAGGUAGGACUUGCCCAAGCUGCCGAGAUUCACUCUGCACUUCGAAUCAAUUCGCCGCCCAUUAGGAAAGACACUGGAUCCUCAAUAUCCACGGUUGCGACUGACGCGACAGUUGCGACGAACGGCACUGACGACAGUACCUCGACGGGUUACAGCGUAGAGUCUUCGCAGUCGAUUUUUUCUGUCAAAGAUGGCGCUGAAAUCUCGGGUAACCGUCGCGCCAGUCGCAGGCGCACAGGCCCCCUCUCGUCUGCCCAACGAGAGAAGGCGGCGUUGAUACGAAAGCUGGGAGCCUGCACUGACUGUCGCAGAAGGCGAGUUGCGUGCCACCCAAACCAUCACAACAUGACCUGGGAAGAUGCCAUCAGGAAGUACCAGACUGCUCAUAGCCCUAUGCAGGAGCUUGCCCCCUUAGUAGGGCGCCCAAUCAGCCCUGCCUCCGGCCUCAGGUAUGGGUAUGUUCAUAAUGCUGAAGAUAUGGACAUCGACUCAACCCCAACCCCGCCCCCGGCGCAGACUACACCGGGACGCGCACUGCUGAGUGACGCACGAAUUCGGACACCCUUGCCUUCUGGACCUCGUGUCUCCAUGCCCCUACUGGCCGCCGCGCUACCUCCGCUCACGACUCUACCGAAUAUUGAUUUCAUCAAGUCGGAACUAGAUACUGCCGCGUCGAAGUACCUUUCUGGUCCUCACACAGGGCGGUAUAGUGCCGUUGAGGCACUUCUCAUUCGCUGGCAAGACGAUGAGAGCCCCGAGGUUUUGACCGCUAUCGAGGAAUUACGAUCAGUCUUCCAAGUGUACUCGUUCUCGUUGAAGUCCAUUGAAAUCCCACCUUCCUCAUCGGGUCUAUGUAAGAACUCGCAGAGGUGGCUGUCGCGCGAGAUCAAUGACUUCACCGAAGACAGAGACACCAGAGAUGUUCUGAAAAUCGUUUAUUACAAUGGGUGCACUCUGUUAGACGACGGCGAAAUGGUUCUGUCGAGUCCCCUUGAUCGUGACAGAUCAUCCAUUAUCCGAUGGAGUGGCAUCCAGGGGUUUCUGGAAGGAGCACGUUGUGAUACGUUAAUCAUCUUUGAUGCCAUAUAUCAUGCUUCUUCCAAGAUGACUCGCCGUGAAGGAGUGCUUGAACUGCUUGCUGCAUCUGCCGACGAGGAUCAUUUCGGCGUCAUUGGCAGAAAUACAUUCACCAAAAUACUAGCUCAUCAGCUGCGACAACGUGCUGCUCAGCGAUCGUUUGAGCCCCUAUCUGGCGCAGAACUGCAUACUAGAAUCCUUUCUGCCUAUGCCAAGGUGGUUCAGGACAAGCACCCCGAUGGCCAACUUGCGAAGGUGCCCAUACCUCUACAUUUGCAAAUGUCUGGAAAUUCAAAGUUACCAUCCAUUACGUUAUACCCAAUUUCAAAUACCCGGCCACGAACGCCGAGUUUCAACCCAGAAGGUCUGGGAGGCUAUCAAUUGACCUUGUCAAUUAGGCUAGCCGAUGAGAACCUUGACACAAACUGCUGGAGUGAGUGGCUCCGCAUGAUGCCCGAAGGAGUCAAGGAUGUCAGGGUUGCAGGGCCUUACAAUACGUUUCGGUGA